Messenger RNA from Pteronotus mesoamericanus, 2625 nucleotides. RefSeq names its product rho GTPase-activating protein 20-like. Gene Ontology annotation, molecular function: GTPase activator activity. Gene Ontology annotation, biological process: regulation of Rho protein signal transduction; signal transduction. Lineage: Eukaryota; Metazoa; Chordata; Mammalia; Chiroptera; Mormoopidae. The record is from RefSeq and is a predicted model, not a curated record.
AUGACUCAGCCUCCGGUCCUCAUUCUAGAACCUCCCGGCUUAACUGCCGUCAGGAGCGGCCCGGCCCUUGCUCCCCCCGAGUCACCCCAGCACCCUUCGCCUUCUCCGGACCUCCCCGCGACGCCCCGAGAACCCUCUGCGUGCGAGAGCGAUCCCUCUCCGAGUGGACCCAGCAGCAGCGCCAGCCUCGCCUCCAUCCGCAGCGAGGGCCCGGGCAUCCGCUUCCAGGGCAUCGGGCCGGUGGAGCCCGGCAGGGCUCCCAGCAACCCAGACGGGGAAAAUGGAAGCGCGGGCAGGCGGCAGGGGGCGCGCUCCGUGGGUGGCCCUGGGCGGAGCCCCCCGCAGCGCGGCCCGGGACCCGGGAAGGCCGCGGGACCUCCCGAACAGAACACACGGGCGUUUCUGUCCAGACUCGCGGCCCCCAGCAGGACCGCGCUCCCGCAGGGCCGCGUCGAGCUCCAGAGAGGCCCUCAGAGGCGGGGGCGGCACCUUUUCCGGGAGGAUCUGCUCGUGGUGGCCAAACUCACGUCCAGUAAGUGGAAGCUGAACCCGAAGGCGACACUGAGUGGCGUGUGGGCGGCGAGCUGUGUGAAUGAGGUGGCAGGAGGCCACACGGACGCCACUCGAUCGUUUGUCCUGGGCUGGCCCGCGGUCAACGUGGUGGCCACUUCCAGCUCCGCAGAAGAGAAGGACAGGUGGCCCCUUCUGCGUCAGAGACACAUCAGCCUAGAGAAAGAGAAGGGCCAUCCGAAGACCAUUCCCCUCUCAACGUCCCCCAAGGCCACGGGGAAUCGUGUCUGCUCCACGAUUGUGACAGCAAGGAAUUCAGACACAGCCAAUGACCUUAUCAACAUGUCACUCCCGAUGCUGCGCAUGCCUGGUUCAGAGAGAGACCACCGGUGACGGGGCAACUGUGGCCGAGAAGAGGGAUCGCGCCCACUCAUUGGGCACGAGGGUCCCUCCGGAAGUAAAGCGAGCCGCCUUGGAGGCAGCGCGCUGCGGGGGCGAGGCGCGGACGGCGCCCCCAGCGCCCUCGGCCUCCGAGCGCUGAGCCUCGCGGAGCAGCUGCCGCGGGAGGUGCGGUGCCAGGUCGCCCUGAAGCGCAGGCGCCCGGCGGCGGCCCCGGGGCCCAGGGCGCCCGCGUCUGCGGCCCCUCCUGUGCCCCGACAGCUGUCUGGCGUGUCGCUGGCAAAUCUCUGCAAGCGCGACCACCGGCGGCCUGUCUGCGAGAUGCUCUUCUGUCUUCAUCAGAGGGGACCCCUCGCCCGAGGAGGAUUUCGCCUGUCGGCCAGCAGGGCGUCUUGCCGAGAGCUGAAGGAGCGACUCAAUGCCGGGGUGGAAGUCCAGCUGGACUCUGAAUCUGUUUUCGCGGUAACAUCCGUUUUCAAGGAUUUCCUGAAAAAUAUUCCAGGAAGUGUCCUGCCAUCAGAUCUCUACGGUCGCUGGGUCUGUGUGAUAGAUCACGAAAACGAUGAAGAGAAAAUACGCAGAAUUCAAAGCCUGUUAGACCAGCUCCCCAGAGCCAAUGGGGUUCUCCUAAGGGACCUUUUCGGGGUGCUGCGCGACACCGAGCCCCAUGCCCCAUUCAACCAGAUGACCGCACGCAACUUGGCGGUGUGUGUCGCCCCCAGCAUGCUCUGGCCUCCUACUUCCUGCAGCUUAGAACUAGAAGCCGAAUUUAUAAAAAAGAACACUCUGCUCAUUCAAUUUAUGAUCGACAACUGCUGUCGGAUCUUUGGAGAAGAAAUCACUUCCCUCUUUGGAGAGGCUUCAGGGAGACCCGAUACUAGAGACGGAGCCUCGGACACCUCUGUAGUGAAGGAGACCGCCGCCCGCGACAGCUGGGCGAAUGAGCUGGGUGAGGACCGCGGGGCCUCGCGCAGUGACCUGGGAACGAACCUUGGUCAGGGGAGCGGGGGCAUGGGCUCCGUCUUAACCCUUCCUGACGAUGACCUUGGCCAGCCUCAGGUGGAAGGUCGUUUAACCCUGAGUGACUUUGGCUUAGAUCUUCCUCAACAGGAAGACACUCAAGAGCGCUGGCCCCUUGAAUCCACACCGGUGGCCAUCUCCGUGGCGUCUUGCAGCCACGUGUCCCCACGGGGUUAUCCCGAGAACCAGCCCUCCGAUGCAGACACGUGGGGGCGACCCCGCCACGCAGGUCGCAGGCCCUCCAGCGCUCCCGGAGGCGCCGGUGCUGCUCGGAGCCCGACGCUGAUGACCAGUCCUGCGCACUGGGCUGUCUCGGGAAGCUAUUUGCCAGGAAAGAAAAGAAAACCAGCUGCAGAGCCGGUCACUUGCCCGGAGAGGAGGAUUAUCUGGCCAGUGGCAAAGAGGACACCCCCCCAGUGUCAGUUCCAAGUGCCUCCUGAAACUCCUCAGCCCAGCACCUGGUGGCGGAGAAGGUGGGCCAGGCUGAAAGGCAGGUCCCUCAAAAAGAAUGGAAGGGCAUUCACAUUCCUUCCAGAAGCCAACUCGCUGCAGGUUAAAGAGACAGACAUGUGCCCGAGGGCAGUGGAAGAACUUGGAGCAGAGCAGGAGGCCCGGUCCCAGGAGACCGAAGACUUCAGAGCCCAGCAGGAGGCCCGGUCCCAGGAGACUGAAGCCAAGGCCCAGCAGGAGGCCUAA